AGGACUGGAAGCUGUCAAUGUCUCAAACAUUGUAGAUAAGUAAAACCCUGAGUUUCAAACAGUGUCGGGAAGAUAAGUAAAUCGCUUGCAAGUGUUGAGACAUUCUUUGGUUAUCUAAAGAAUGUGGAGGCCCGCUUGCAGAUGUUAAGUAUCUAAAGACAUGUGGGGGUAGGAGUAGCCAGGACUUCGGCCUUCAUCCCAGCAACCCCCAGGAAGCAGAUUACAACCACCUAGCAACUGCCAGCACCGGACCAGCCGACAUGGAGGCAGGGACUAGAGACUGUAUAAAAAAGGGAACCCUUCUCCACUUUGGCGCGCGCCCAUCACCGGAGGAUUGCCACGCUCGUCGCCGACAUCGCGGGAAGAUUGCCACGCUCGUCGCCGACAUCGCGGGAUCCAAGGGUGGUUGACAGAAGCCCAUCGUGGGACUUAGGGUUUCAGUUGUUCAGCGGGUCAUUCUUUGCAUUGUUUGCCUGAUCCUGUUAGGCCCGUUGCUGUUCUUUAUUAGGGAAUAGAUGGUGUGGGGAAAGUUUAUAUUCUUACUUUGUGAAUGUAUAAUCUUGUCUCAAUCAACGGGGAAUCUGAAUAACCAACCCAACCUGGCAUGGGAAUUGAUUACUGGUUUCGUCCGAAUCUGGAAUCGGACAGACCAAGGGUUUUGCGUGGACCUCCCUACGUCCGCGUCAGAGGGUCUCAAAUUUGCCGUUAUUUGGUUAAAUCUCUCACGAGUGUUAAAUUCAAAAUUAGAAAUGUUAAACCAAAAGUGUAUUCAGAAUACUCUCUGGAAGGAACAAUGUUUGUGGGGGAUUGACUACGCACCUUCUCUGGGGUGGGAAGCUGACUACAUACCCUCUCCGGUAGCCUAUAAGUUUCCAGUUAACACGACCUGGAGGGAUAUGUGGAAGGCUACAUGCUGGAAGCAACAGCUCUGCAUAGGAACUAUGAGUGCUACCCUUGCAGCCCGAGAGGGUUGGACAGCAUGUCCCCAGGAAGUGCAACUCCCUUGCAUGUCUGUACUGAAUUCGAAGUGGUGUCCCCGGGAGGAGGAGAUCCCUUGUAAUCUGGUACGUUGGUGGGACCCUCCCCCUCACGGUGAACCCCUACAACAUGAAUAUAAUGUUCCGCUAUCCCCAGGUUGGUGUAUUCAAAUUCCUCGCAGAUGGGGUAGCUAUGCCCACCAGAAUCGUUCUCGCUAUGAAUACGCUUGGUCCCUUAAGCAUGCUUUACGUGAUCCAGACAAUAUAAUUGAUGUACGGGAAAUAGAUCCCCUACCCUAUAAGAACACCCCCUUAAUGACCUGUUCACGGACCAUUGAUUGUAAAUCGUUAACAUGGGACCCUAUAGAAACAUGGUAUGUCUCAGAAUUGCGAACUUUCAUUCGGGAUAUGUGUACUUGCUGGGGUUUUCCGGUACCAGGAUUUAAACGUAGAGACCCCAGGUGUAAAGGGCCCAUUACCAGUCGAAAAACUGCAUUAAAAUGUGGAGUCACACUUACCCACGAAACCAAGUGGAACCUUGUGUGGAAAGGAGGAAUCGGAGUAACUAAAUCCUAUGACCCAUUAACGUGCUCCACUAUGAGAUAUCCAUCCCCUCAGGGCACCUUUUGGGCAUGUUCGAAUGGGAAAAUGUACUCACACCUGCAUGUACAUGAAAUGGCAGGUUUACGCUGUACCAUCGGCGUUCCAACAAUGUGCCCUUCUAAAGUGUUCAAUUUCUCAGUGCCCCAUCAUAACAGAAGGCGCCGGGAAAGUGAUGGACCCAAGACGCGACCUGAGUGGGCAGUGCAUGGAGUUCAGGUGCCUGAUUAUUACACCUGGGGCAUGACAACAUCUCUGAUGUUGGAGAAUAUAUUUACCCCAUAUGUGACGCUUAAAAGGCACCAAUUCGUUUUAGAAAAUCUGACCUGGCAAGUACACGUCCUAAGCAAUUGGACCCGUUAUGCUUUCGGGGAAACAAAUUUACAGGUUCAACAAGUGUCUAAAAUGGCUUUGCAAAACAGAUUAGCUUUAGAUAUGUUAUUGUUAAAGGAGCAAGGUGUAUGUGGAAUGUUAAAUCUCACCGAUGGAGAAUGCUGUCUCACCAUACACAAUGCAACUACCACCAUAGAAGAAGCGCGAGAGAAGAUGAGAGAGGUAACAGAGAAAACCGGAGAACUUUUUCAAGCGAUGCAGCCCAAGGAUCGGUUUAACGGCUGGGAUCCGAAAACUUGGCUCACCUCUCUUGCAGGCUCACUGGGACUUACAGGUUGGGGAAAAUGGCUUGUAAACAUUGGUCUCAUGAUACUGUGUGGAUUUUUAUUUUUGAUAAUGGGCCUUGCAAUAGGCAGAUGUAUGAUCUCUCGCUUGCUAUCCCCCAUUACAUCUAUUCGUCAAGUACGGAUCACAACGGUCGAAGAAGACCUUAGGGAAAGUAACUUUUGAAUAUUGUUAUAAUGUUAGGGCUGUGGGUUCCUGUUUCACCUAUUCUUGUUACUCUUACUUUGUGUUUCCUCUUUUCUGCUGUCUGUAAAGUCGCCACCCUGGAUGAGGAUUGUAUGGACAAUGUUUGAGCCACGGGGUGGUGUGAAGGACUGGAAGCUGUCAAUGUCUCAAACAUUGUAGAUAAGUAAAACCCUGAGUUUCAAACAGUGUCGGGAAGAUAAGUAAAUCGCUUGCAAGUGUUGAGACAUUCUUUGGUUAUCUAAAGAAUGUGGAGGCCCGCUUGCAGAUGUUAAGUAUCUAAAGACAUGUGGGGGUAGGAGUAGCCAGGACUUCGGCCUUCAUCCCAGCAACCCCCAGGAAGCAGAUUACAACCACCUAGCAACUGCCAGCACCGGACCAGCCGACAUGGAGGCAGGGACUAGAGACUGUAUAAAAAAGGGAACCCUUCUCCACUUUGGCGCGCGCCCAUCACCGGAGGAUUGCCACGCUCGUCGCCGACAUCGCGGGAAGAUUGCCACGCUCGUCGCCGACAUCGCGGGAUCCAAGGGUGGUGACUAUCUCUUUUCUUCCCCCCCCCUCUUUCUUUUCUUUUUUUCCUUAUUCCUCUCUUUUCUCUCUUCUUGUGAACGUUUUGCUGCAACCCACGCUGCCCACCGUUAUGCCUUCCGCAGUUUGGAUUGUUCGAAUAAAGCGUUCAAAGUGAUCGUUUGGUGUCGUUUCACCUUAAUUUAGCCCGGGGGAAUCCCAGAACCUCUACGGCCCUCUGGUCUGUCCGGUCCGGGUCGUAACAACAUGAAAUCAUUACUUUAUGAUGGAGACAUGACACAGAACAACUUCAUAUAAAAUGUUAUGUAAAUGUGUAAGACUUAAUACUGAUGGAUACUUUAGAAGACUUAAGCAUUCACACAGAAGUCUUCAAACUAUUUCUCUGGGUAGUAUUUCUCUUUUCAGCACCGAUACGACAGAAUCAUUUUGGGAAGCACUUGAAGAUUCCUGGAAAUAGCUCCCAUCUGUUAAACGUAAUACUGCGUCUGCUUUCCAGUGAAGACCUUUGAAUAAAACGUUUUAUUGCUUUAAACAUA
Molecule: messenger RNA, 3502 nt
Organism: Gymnogyps californianus (California condor)
Lineage: Eukaryota; Metazoa; Chordata; Aves; Accipitriformes; Cathartidae
Exons: 2
Coding region: 516-2420 (634 amino acids)
Source: RefSeq, a predicted model, not a curated record